CCCGCGCCCGCAGGAGGCCUGAGUUGCAUUCAGCCGCCGUGCGAGGGAGGAGCAGGCGAGCCCGAGGCCUGCGGCCCAGGCGGUGGGGUGGUGGCGGCCGGCGCCGCCGGGCAGCGGCCUGCGCCGGGAGCGGGCGCCGAGAUGGCGUCUAACUUCGACGUGCAGGACCGGGCCAGCUGGUACUUCGGGAGCAUGAGGCGGGACGAGGCGGUGUCGCUGCUGCAGGGCCAGAGGCACGGCACUUUCCUGGUGAGGGACAGCCGCACCAUCCCCGGCGACUACGUGCUGAGUGUGAGCGAGAACUCCAAGGUGUCGCACUAUAUCAUCAACAGCCGGCCGCAGACCGGCCCCGGCCCCGGCUCCGGCUCGGCCCGCUUCCGCAUCGGCGACCAGGAGUUCGAGCACCUGCCCGGCCUGCUGGAGUUCUACAAGAUCCACUACCUGGACACCACCACCCUGCAGGAGCCGGUGGCCAGGCCCCCGCACCUCGGGCUCGGCCCCGGCGGCCCUCGGCAGCACUCGGACGCCGAAUUCGUCCGCGCCCUCUUCGACUUCCCGGGCAACGACGAGGAGGACCUGCCCUUCCAUAAGGGCGACCUGCUGCGCGUUAUCGACAAGCCCGAGGACCAGUGGUGGAACGCGCAGAGCGCCGACGGCCGCUGCGGCAUGAUCCCCGUGCCUUACGUGGAGCGGUGUCGACCCAGCUCGGUGCUCGGGCCGGCCGGCAGCCCGGACAGCUCGCAGGCUGCGUCCCCGCAGCAGCAGCCGGGCGGCGGGCAGCAGGAGUUCGGGCCCUACGCCCAGCCCAGUGUCAGCACCCCGCUGCCCAACCUGCAGAACGGGCCGGUCUACGCCCGCGCCUUCCAGAAACGGGUGCCUAAUGCGUACGACAAGACGGCGCUGGCCCUGGAGGUUGGGGACCUAGUGAAGGUAACCAAGAUCAACGUGAGUGGCCAGUGGGAAGGAGAAUGUAAUGGCAAACAUGGUCACUUCCCUUUCACCCAUGUCCGGCUUCUGGACCAACAGAACCCUGAGGAGGACCUAAGCUGAGUGGAUUUGUUUUAGGAAAAAAACAAUGAUUUGAAUUGCAGUUGGGAACAGACUUUCUACGGUUCCAUUUUCCGACAAACUCCUCCCCACCCAGAUCCACACCCCAAGACUUUGUUCCUCUAAUGUUUACAUUAGCCCAGUAAGAUUGCAGUUAACUUGGCUAUGGAACACCCUGUCUAUGAAACUGUUUGCAGGUUGCAGUUUGCAGUGACAGUGCUGGUCUAUGCUUUUGUCACUUCACCUUUUUGAUUUGAGGGUUAUGUUGUUCAUUGGUGUGUAACGUGCACAUAAUGAGCAGCUUUGUUGGAGUUAAGAACAAUCAGAGCUUCUUCCCUAACUAAUUGAUAUCCCUGCAAGUAUUGUGGCUGUUAACCUGGAUGUAUGUGUGAGAUUUGUUUUAAAAAAAAGGCAAAUGGAACUCCCCUUUAUGGUCAAGUGAGCAAUAAUGGCUCUAGUGCAACACUAAACUAUGCAGAGCAUCUGCUCUCAGUUCUGCUCUGUGCUGAGUUAGCAGAGGAACCACGAUUAUCUUUGGUGCCCCUGAAUCAGAAAAGGGAGUAAAGAGAGAACCAUCCCCAGCUUCUGUUGUCAUCCAGUGCCCCUGCUGAAACACCCUAUUUGUGGUCUUUGGAUAAAGGUGUGAUCAAGGUCUGCAAUUAUGCCUUGUAUCAAACUGGCAGCUGGCUGCUCAACUGCACAAGAGUGCUUGUUUGUAUGAAGUAUCAGUAGUAGAGCAGGUAAAAUGACAACAGCCUCUCUUACAUGAUCUCACACAACUUCACAGUUCAUGGCUACAAAUAAUAAACACUACUGGAUAGGGAUGUAUCACGCUACUUUUAGCUAAGUAAUAUGCAAAUAAUUGUACAAAAUCACUUAUGUGAAUCACUUCAAUCAUGGUAAAUGAUUUUAUUUUGGAGUAACCAUUAAAGAGACACUACUUUUGUCUGGGCAACUGAUAAUGUCCACCUAGGUGGAACUUAAUGGCUGUUUGAACAUGUGAACAUCUCACUAUCACCUUUUUUUUUUGGUGAACUCUUAAUAAUGGUUGUUCUACAGUUUGAACAUUUGGCUGUCUAAAUGUAAAAACAUCAAAUGCCACUUAAUCUUCUUGCAGCCCUCUUCCAAGAUAGUUUUGCCAAUUAAAAACCCUAAAUAAUUCUCAGAUUUUAAAAGAAAUGCAAGUGUAGUUUGUGUUCUAACUUGCUGCCACAUAAAAUAGGAAACACUACAAAAACUAAUGCUAAACAAUGGGAGGGUUGGGAGGGUUUAAGCAAGUUUUGAUUCUGUUUGCUAAUGAUGUGCAGCCAGUUUGUGGUGGGGGACAAGGGCAAUGAAUUAAUCAUUUGUUUUGUCUUCUGAUGAACUUGUGCCUAAUGUCCAAUUAUUAAUCUAUACUUUGGCAUUCCAAAGAUUCAUGUUUCUCAAUGGUGUCAAUGAAAAUGCUCUCUUGUUAUCAUACAGUACCUAUAUCCUGGCACAUUCCUUAGACUAUUCCUCCUUGCAGACUGCUUACUGGACCCCAGGAUAUCGAGUCUUCCAGUUGUUACUUUUCAUGAAGCCCCAUUGCUCACCUGAAGCAAAUGCAAGUUGCAUGGCACAAUAAAAAUCUAAAGAAUUGUACUGGAAGAUGUAAAGGAAGAACAAGUCCUUCAUCUUCUGAACUGACCUGAGUGUCUUAAUCUCUUAUGUUACGUUUGACAUAUAGCGCAGUUAAACAUAGCAGCUGUACUAACAUUUUACAAAUGUUUUCUCUGAAAUGAUUUUACUUUUAUAACCUUAUUUCAAUUUCUGUUCUGAUUUCAGAUUGUAUUGAAAUUCUGUAAAAAGUAAAAAAAAUUGCUGUGUUUAAGAACUGUAACAAAAUCCAGACAUGUAUUUAUUGUUUUAGGGUUGCUGUGACCACUUUUCCUUAGAGCCAAUGGCUAUGAGUGUUUAUAAAGGCUGCAGUAUACACCAUGGAAAUGGUGUGCUGAGCAGAUAUCUGAUGGCACCAGGACCUGCUCCUGAAGUGCUUGUAUACUGAUUCUUGGUAAAGGCUGGAAAUGCCAAAUGAGGGGGAUGGGAGGGAGAAUUUGGUUCAGUAGGAUAAUGAGCAUCAAAUCUAAAUAUUUAGUGGCCAAAGAUUCUAUGCAAUUUAUUGUCAUAGGCCUAUGAUUUCUGGUAGUCUUUCAGUAAGUGGAUUUCUUCUCUGCUCACCCACCCCCUGUGGCCUCUCCACCCCCAAACAAUGUGAUAUUAGAAUGAGCUUUCAUUCAACACUGGGAUUUGUGAUAACCCUUUUCUUGAGAGACAUUAGAAAAUGGAGAUUGAACAUGUAUCUCAACUGCCAUUGAUAUUCAGCAGACGUCACGUAAGGACAUGGCUCCAUUUUUUCAAAUAUAUCUCAGAUGCAUAAGUGAGUUUUUAAACGUCCCCUGCACCAAUUCCACCCCCCUCUCCCCAAGUUAAGGAAUUAUGAUGAGGAUAGUUUGGGUUUCACCUGAGUAGUGUAUAAUCAUGGUGUGAAAAUGUGCUUGAGGAAUUUUUGAAUUGUCUGCAUACACACUUUGCUUUGACAGACUGAUAUUAAAUUGGGUGGAGAGAAGUGAGUGGAUGGCAUAUAUUUAUCUUCAGAUACCGCUUUCUCUGUGUUGUCAGGUUAGGGUGGAAAUAAUGUGAAUGUAGGUGCCUUUGACUUUCUUGAGAUGUUCAGUGUAUGCAUUGACUUCCAAUGCUUAAAUUGUUCAUUUAUAAAGAGCAUCUAAAGUAGGAUACAUAUUUCCUGUCCAAAAAAAAUUGGCAUAAGUUAUGGAGAUAGCUGCUACCAGCCAGCAACGAUCUGAUAAAGGCAGGAGGAAACGAGGAGGUGAUAAGGCAGGGGGUUGGGGUGAUUGGGGGAAAAUAGGAAUAGUCGGUAUAAGCUCUUGGAGACAGGAGGCUGUAUACACUAGUGCUUGUUGUCUCUAUUUUUCUUAACUACACCUUGUAAAAGACUGAAACAGAUAUGCCAAAGGUGGAAAAUGUCACUUGUAAGUAUUAAUGAUGUGGGCUUUGUUUCCCUGUUGGUCACUCUGCUCACCCUAACUGCAAAAUGCACAACCUGGGUUUGUAAUGCAUCAGUGCUUAUCAGUAUUUGAAUCUUCAAGUCAUCUUGCCUUCAGUAAACACUAUUACUGAUGGAAAUUGUAUGAAUAGUAUGAAGUUUGAUAAUUCAAAGAGGACCCUGUAGAUAUUGAAGUUUUUAUAAUUCUGGGAAUCUUCUCUAUAGCUAAGCUUACUGAAUGAAGUUGUCCAACCAUUGGAUGAUCUGCAAUAAUCCAUUCUUCACAAAAGAAUGGUAACUUCCCCUUCCUGUGCGUCCCUGCCAAUGUUUGAGUAAAGCCAUUGUUGGGCAUGGCUCAUGACUUCUGUUUAUUUUUAUUGUCCCAUGAUCAUUUUUGCAUUGCUCCACUGUAGAUCAUCUUGGAACUCAAAGCCCCCAGGCUGAUGCUCACCUUUCCAUUUACCAGCCAGUCUAAAGAUUACCACAAGUCUGUGAUUGAUCUAUUUGAUUCUUCCUGACACAACUGUGUCAGCAAGUUAAUAGAGCUUUCCCAAUACCUUAGUAGUAAGCCCUUGUAAAAAGUAUGUCACUUAAGAGAAAUGGGUGUGUUCUUGGUCACAUUCUAGAAUGGGUUGAAUAAUGCAGUGAUUCAUUGGUUAAGUGUUUUAAAUGUGGUUUAUUUCACAUCCGGCUCAUACUAAGUCCUUGUUAUUACAAUUUUGUAGCUGUGUGCAUUUUCUCCAUGGACUGCCUUCAAUUGCACUGCUGGUAGCUCAGUUAAAUGCACAUUCCACCCAUGAUCUCUUUGGCAGGGUUACCGUACCCAAUUGUUAGUCACUGGAACGUAGUGAGAGCAUCUGCAGGUGAUUAGCCUGCCAAUCUUCACAUGAAGAGCCUGUGGAAUUGAUUCACCAUUCUUGCUUUGAGGCAGGCUAGAUGAACAAUGAGGCAAUAGUCUUUACUGAUAAAAGGUGGAGUAAACCUGGGCACAAUUUCAUUGUCACAGUCAGUUGACCAGCACUGAUGUGCAGCCUGUGGAACCAAUACUUCCCGAAUCUCUCCUGGUGGUGGCAUCUUCAACUGCAGAUUUAAUUUAUUUUUUUCUCGGCAGGCAAGAAUAAAUCUGCUUGUGCAAGUGAGCCGGUUGCCUGGGUUAGAGACUAGUGGAAAUUUGCAGUGUGUUUUACCUUUGUGGUUGAAUUUAAGGUGUUACUGAUAUUCCAGUGUUACUCAAACCCAUGAUUGUAAUCUGUUUAUUAAUGUAUUUGAACCCUCAUGGUGCAAAUGCUCUUGGUCUGGUAACCAGUACCUUCACACCUUAAACUCCCUCUUACAGUUCCUGUGGUAAAAGAUGAUUAAACUGCUUCAAACAUAGAAAAGUACUGAUAAAGUGGAAAGCCACUGCUAUCGUAUUUUGCUCCAUUGAUCCUUUAAUUUACUGCACCUGAAGAAAAAUUAUUUGAGAGUGCUGCAGGCCUUUUUUUUACUUACAGUAUUGUGUGUUGUCUCAAGUUUUGGGGUGGUGGGGGAGGACUUGAUUUCCUUUCCCUACUUGCCCUUGUGUAUUUGAUGCAUGAAAGUUAAUGGAAUUGGAGUUUAAGUCUGUUAUUUUGUAAGAUAAUUAUCCCAAAUUAAACUGGUACAGGUACAGCUUAUGUGCAGAGUUUGAUAUCAAAGCAAUGUGAUGUCCCAGAUGUUACAGGAUUGCAAGAAGCCAUUUGGUCCAGAUGGCAUGUAUCUCAGAUAUAAUAGCCUUCAAAUAAUUUUCUUCCUCCAUCCCUUUAAAAAAAAAUUCUCAAGUAUUUAAUACAAUUCCAUUUGAAGUUCUACAGUCGCUGUCCAAGUAGUGUUUCUCCACACUUCCUACACCUAAUGCAUUGCUUCGCUAAACCGUCUAUGCCAUCCAUGAAUCUAUAAAUUCAGUUUAUUCUCAUUCUGAUUGUGGUAUUUAAGAAUUUCUUUGUGGUCAUCAAAUACUCAGAAAUACUCAAACAGCCUGGGCUUGUCUUGCCUCAUGGGCCCAUCACUAAAUAUUAAAGUGACUAAGAUAAUGAGCUCACAGCCACAUGCACGGAUAAAUCUUUUUGUUAACUUUCUUUUGGCCGCUGAUUACACAACUAAAACGCUCUUAUUUUGAAAGAUUUUUUUAACACUUUAUUUUCUAAUAGUUUAAUAAUUGAAUUGAAAUCAAAUGUUUAGUGUUAUUAACUGGUAAGGAGGACCAAAGUCCUGCCCAGUAGUUACUAUUUCUACAGUGUGGCCUGCCACUGAUCUGAGGUGGAGAGGUACUGAAUGUAACUUACAAAUAGUUUUGCUGCUGGCAGAGGCAAAUGGUAAUAAAGACCCACACUCUGGACUGUCUUAGCUGCAGUUCUCAGGAUUCCUUUGAGUUUGAGUACAGCAUUAACCACUUCCCUGCUGGGCGUUGUAUGUCCUGCAUAACUGUGACUGGCAGUCAAAAAAAUAAAAUGGUGAAUAAUCAGUCCCUGAACACUUGAUAUUCCACCCUAUUACAAAGUACAAAAAUUGUCUGACUUGCAGGAUACUGUUUGACUGCAGGGUUGGUAACUUUUUGUCAUUAAUGCUGGACUUGCUGAGAAAAUCAUUGAGCAGCAUCAGUUGUCACUACACAGGCUUGAUCUACCCAAAUCGACGUAACAUGAGCUGUACAAUGGAAAUGUGAAGUUGCUACAGAGAGGGCAAGUGCAGGGACAACCCACAAAGCAUUUGAAUGUGCUCAGUAUGCAUUUUCCUUCACCCCAAAGUUAUGCAGCAAAUCGAGCAGUAUGGCGGGGGAGGCAGUUUUGGAACGAGAGCUUUCCAGCUGAUGGAGAGGUUGCACAGCGGAAAGAUCUUGGUUAUUGUUUUUGGGUUAUCAUGGCAUUGUGGUGCUGCGUAGGACUAUGUAUUUCUAAUAUUUUAUAUAUUCCCCUCCACUUUAUAUGGUAGUGACCAUUCUCCUGAGUUUUCAGGGGAAUGUGAUUCCUGACCAAAUGUUUUGAUACCUGACACCUCUCUGCAGUGACCAAUGGCACAAUGACUUGCACCACAAAUACUUCUGGCCCUCCAAUAGUUAUACAGUUUGAAUGUACUUAGCUCUUUAUGUAGAGAAGUAAAACAUGGACAUACUAAUCCAAGCGCUGCUUUGUCUCUGACCUAUUGGAUUAAUGUUCCCUGAUGAGCCCAUUUCCUUGACUGGGAGAUGAGCAAACUAGCCCUCACCCCACCCAUCCUGCCAAUUAAGAAAUAAACUCUGCAUUUCCCUGGAGCUCAGUGGGUGAGAGCAUUUCCUGUUAAGGUAUUGAGAAACAUGCAGGUUGCGGUGCAAGUCUUGAGAUGGAGAAAAAGGGGUGAAAGGAGGUGCAUCUUCCUGCCCUACCCAGCAGGGACCACUGAAGAAACCACCUUAAAGGGCAAGACUAGCUGUUCCACCCCAUCCCCGUUCCACCAGACUUCCCAGGCUCCCAUGUGAAAACACUGAGUGCAGAGUUGCAUGGGGGCUUCUGUUCCCUGCCAUUCAUCAAUUUUUAAUGAUCUGUAAUUGCAGCCAUAUUAAUUUUCUAUCUUGUCUGUGCCAUAGGCAGGAUGUUCGGUGUGAAGCCUGCCUGCCCAAGGGUGUAGGUUAAUUGUUUCUUGCAUUACCUGGGCAUUUGAACCAAGGUGGGAAUCUCAGAUUCCUAUCCCCUUCCCAGUCCUUGCAUUGCUGCUGCAUCAGCUGAUUUCAGCACAUCUUGGUGAGAUGGGGUUAGUGCCACAUUCUUGUUCAGUGUCACUGGUUUGGGAAAUGAACAGGAGGUUGAGCUGGACAUUAGUUGGAAUUGGAUGGGGCUUCACUGUGGGUCUAUGCUGCCCCACCCGGAACCUGUGUUAAAACAGCUGGCUGGCAUUUUGGCUAAAGUGCAGAAAGCUGCUGGUGUAAGUGCAAUUGUACCCUGUCCACCAGCUGGUGCUAUUAUGGGAAGAAACUCAGGGUGGCUUAGACACAGUAAUUUGUUUACAGACUUCCAGUGGGUAAGACUAACUUGAUGCAGCCGGUGAGUUAGGAUGGGUUGGGCACCACUGUAACCACACUGCUGCUAAUUUGAUCAUUGUCUAUGGGACUAACUUGAGAAUUGUCCAAGCAUUAAACGUUGAUGUGUUUUUCCAUUCAGACCUCCUAUUCUGGGGUUCUGUUGAGGACCAAGCCUGCAUCAUUCCAAACAUGACCUGCAGUUAUUACAGGACAUAAUUUUUUUUAUUUAAAAUAACACAUUUCCAUCUUCCAAUUAAUGUUUCUACCCACUGACAGAGAACAAAAUUGAGGGACCCUGGUUACUUGCCAUGGUGAAAGGGUUUGAGUUCUGGCUGGUUUUACAUCAUUGUUUUCCUACAAGAACUAUCCAUAUGGACUAUAACACUGUUUUCCCUCAGUAAAUGUCAAUCAAUGUUUCAGAUGCUCUUAUUUUUGUAAUUGUACUGUACCUUGUCAAGCUGUUGGGAUGGGGAAUUCUGGGUUAAUACUGUGGAAAUCUUAUUGCAUUGUUAAUAUGAAGAGAUGUACCAUCUACAACACUAUAUUCUCCAUGACAAUUAAAAUACACCUUUAUUUUCUGUAGCAUGUACUGUAAUGUAUGUUUAUUAUACCUAGCAAAUAAAUCACUUUGGAAAUGA
This is a messenger RNA of Pristis pectinata (smalltooth sawfish), 8722 nucleotides long. It is a transcript of the gene crk, whose product is annotated as v-crk avian sarcoma virus CT10 oncogene homolog. Gene Ontology annotation, molecular function: protein binding. Bases 142 to 1050 code for a protein of 302 amino acids. The transcript has 2 exons. The record is from RefSeq and is a predicted model, not a curated record. Lineage: Eukaryota; Metazoa; Chordata; Chondrichthyes; Rhinopristiformes; Pristidae.